Messenger RNA from Alternaria infectoria, 654 nucleotides. RefSeq lists its product as uncharacterized. NCBI's taxonomy places the organism in Eukaryota, Fungi, Ascomycota, Dothideomycetes, Pleosporales, Pleosporaceae. The transcript has 2 exons. The record is from RefSeq and is a predicted model, not a curated record. Bases 1 to 654 code for a protein of 217 amino acids.
AUGGAGGGCAAUCGGCUUGUGAUAGGUCUCGACUAUGGCACAACGUACACUGGCGUAUCUUUCUGUGAAUCGAGCAAGGACAAGCAGGCAGAUCACAUUGAAGUGAUUCACGACUGGCCGUCACAGAGCAGCAAGAAUGCAACGCAAGAGAAAGUACCUAGCGAGGUCGCUUACCGUGAAGAAGGCAUUCUGUGGGGUGCACUCAUCCCAGCAGAUGUUCCUCGCCAUAUGUGGACAAAGCUUCAACUUGACCCCCUUCAAGUCGGAGAAGUCACGAAGAUCAACCGCGAAAUUGCGAUGUCCAAAGGAAAUGCGAACAAGCAGCCCGAUGACGUCAUCACCGAUUAUCUCGCACAAGUCAAGGCACACCUACUCAAGAACUUGGACCAGAAGUAUGGAAGGACUCUCUGGCGAACGAUGCCAAUCACACUAGUUGUCACGGUACCAGCUACAUGGUCUGACCUAGCCAAAUCACGUACACUGGAGGCUGUCAACAAAGCGGGCUUUAAUACGCUAGAGUUUCCGCAACCGGUGACGACCAUUCUAACCACCGAACCCGAGGCAGCUGCCAUCUACACGAUAAGAACUUUUCGUGGUAAGUCAAACCUCACACAUGCGUUGGCUAACCCAGGAGUACUUCGCAUGUGUUUCUAA